AUGGCGGCUUCCACCAGCCUUGCUGACCUACGAAAGUCAACUACAAAAGACAAUGUACUCACACAAUGGCACAUAUCUGAGUGCGACCAGUACUUGCAGGAUGGAUCAGGGAUUGUGAGGGAUCUUUUCAGAAGUUGCGUAAUUUUCCUGCAGCUGUUUCUUGCAGCUACGCAGAAAACUGAAGUGUCACGUCCAUCGUACGAGAAACUAGAGGAUAAUUUAGCGACCCUUUGUUUUUGGGACGUUGAUUUUGGUGUUUCAAGAGGUGAACUUGACAGAAUCCUGGAAGAAACCGAGGAAAAUCGCGAUCUGACCUUGUCCGUCCUUAUUUCACUUGGAGAUUUCCUCAGUCACGGUAUUGCUCCCUUUAUACCACACUUGCUUCGCGUUAACGUUCCAUGUUCAUCCGAUCAGGCUGCACUACUGGACACGUCACAAAUCUUCACGUCUCUUUCCAAGGCCAAAAGUAACAAUAUGGAUUGGGAAGAGCCGAUUGAUGGGGAAAUGGAUAGCGUGGAAGAAGCUUUCGAAAUGCUUGAUUCAAAAGUCGCGCGUUUCAAAGUCCUAGGCUCCAUCCUUGAGGACCCAAUACCUACAUUCUCGACUGCCGAGAAGCCGAGAACUCCUGCCUUCAUUCGGGAUUGGUCCGCACAUCAUUACUAUGCGGAGAUCAUCAACGCGCGGUUCCCACUUGCCAAGCCGGCAUUAGUUGAAGUUCUAGGAAAACGUAACUGGGAGCGAUUUCAGCGCAUCCAAAAAAUUAGGGACGAAAAUGAACACAAAAAUAUUUUAGCACACGAAAUCGAGAACGAGUCAAAAUUUCAUGAUUCUGGACUCGGUACAUCUGCAUCAGCAAACUCCACCAACGGCGAAGAAAUGUCAAUGUACGCAGAAACGAUUCUCUCCAAACGGGCGAAAUAUAGCCACAAACACCUACCACCACUCCCGGAAGAUGGCAGGAAAGGAAAACCUUUUACUUGCGAAAUCUGUAAUAGAAGUGUUUCAAUACAGCGAACACAAGCUUGGAGAAAACACGUCUUCCAGGACAUUCUCGCCUACACUUGUAUUUUUGACGAUUGUCCGUCCGAUACAUGUUUCUUUGAAGACAUAGAGGCUAUGACAGCUCAUUUAGGCUACAACCAUAGCUUAUCACCGGACUGGGGGAGUUUAAAAUGCCCCUUGUGCUUUGAGGAGACAGAAAGUGGUCGAACCAAAAUCUCGCUCCAUUUUGCCAGACAUAUGGAGGAAAUUUCGCUUGGAGUUCUUCCUCAUAUCGAGGAUUCCGAUGAUGAGUCCGAA
Molecule: messenger RNA, 1299 nt
Organism: Aplosporella prunicola CBS 121167
Lineage: Eukaryota; Fungi; Ascomycota; Dothideomycetes; Botryosphaeriales; Aplosporellaceae
Exons: 3
Source: RefSeq, a predicted model, not a curated record